AUCGACAGAUCCAUCACGCCCGACCAUCGCUUCAUCGUGCAGUCCGACCAGCGCGCCUGAUGAACACUUUCGCAUCGACCAUGCAGAUCUACGCCAUCUGCUGAUCGUUAUCAUUCACACAUUGUAUUCAAUUCGUCGUGACACGACCAACUGGUGGUUCUCGCGCUUGGUGUGCAGUAGAGGGUCGCGAGUUGCAGGCCGCCCGACUUGCCGCACACACUCCUAGGCUUCGUCUGACGAUUAGCUUGCAUCUUGAACCUCUGAAUCUUCGUCAUCAUUGCAAUCGUCUGGUCCGACUACUAGUAAAGGCUGGGCAUUCUACUCUUCAGAGGGUACGUGAUUGAUAGCGAGCUGGUGAAGCGAAGCAGCGCAACAGCACGUGAGGAAAGAGCGUCCUAGCAGAGAGUACCUUCCAAGAUUUCCUCGUAAUUGCCUUCUUAUACGGCAACUGCACCCUCUUGUCAGGCCCCGCUCCCAACCUGACCUUCCACUGCCUGCGGUGGACUAUCGCUCCCUUUUACCCAAGCACGAGAUUUAUCUACUCUUCGACAACACCAUCUCCCUCCAGGACGUAUAAGGACUGUGGCCCCCGCGAAACCUCGAAACACUGCUACCUAGCUACCAACUUCACGUCUCGUGCGAAACAGUAGCGUACGUACCACGUCGCCGUAGCCGCGAGCGCUCUCGUUUUGCGCCGGAGUCUCCUCUACACUUUCGUAUAUCGUAACGAACAACCGUCGCGAAUAAGGAUCCAUCAUGGCAUCUCCUGUUGCUGAGCUCGAGGCUGGCCUGCAGGCCAUGUCUCACCUUAAGCCUCCUGGUGUAUCUGGGUCUCGCAUUUCUUCCAUAACAGCGCUCUGCGUUGGCAGCGUUCAGUCUGAAUCUGUCUUGAUCCAAAAGAUUUACACACACUUCAAGAAGACAGCAGGCGACCACAAACUUGGAGUGCUAUACGUUGUAGACUCGGUAACGCGCAAGUGGUUGGAGCGAGCGAAAUCCUCCGGCCAGGACGUAGAUGGCUCCGCUACUGACGGAACCUUUGCUGCUGGCGUUCACCGCGUGACGGAGCUGAUGCCCGUGUUGAUGAAUGAUAUUGUCCAGUCUGCACCAGAAAACCACAAGGAGAAGAUCUCGAAGCUUCUGGAUAUCUGGGAAAAGGGCCAGACCUUUCCCCAGUCCAUGAUUGACUCGUUCAGAACCAAGCUGGCCACUCCGCCUGUCGCUGCGUUUGUCAAGUCCACGACCCCUGAGGGAAGUCCCCCUCCCGGUCUUCUUGCAUUCCUUGGCCUGGCUCCUAGUACCAACGCCGCCAAACCUCCUGCCGCCCCUCCGAGCAGCAAUGCCAUCAUGGAGGCUCUAGCGAAUAUUGCACGAACAAACGGUCCUGCUUCACAACAGCAUGUUCCUACGCCAGCUCAUCCACCUCCAACUGCAGCCCCGUCCGCGCUGAACGGCCUGGCAGGACUUCUGAACACCAUCAGCCAACGACAGCCAGCUCCUCAGGCGACAAAUGCCCUCCCGCCGUCCUACUCCGUGCCGCCGCCACCACCAGCCGCGGCUUCGGGCCCUGCUCCCCCCAUGCCUUAUGCUUAUCCGCCCCAAGCAGCUCACCCGCCGGCACACAACCAGCAGGCCCCUCCGCCUGCGUUCUCUGGUCUCAUGGGGACUGGUUAUCCAGGCGUGCCCCCUCCUCCGGCCGCGCCACAGGCCCUUACCCCUGAUGUGCAACAACAGGUCAUGCUGAUCAAAGCUCUCGCCGAGCAAGGUGUGCCCUUUGACCAGAUUCCGGCCCUUAUCAACACGAUGCAGCAAGCCGGCGUGAUGCCGCAUCUAGGGGGCCCGGCCGCACCCGCAGCCCAGCCUCCCUAUCCUGCAGCCUCGGCCCCGACGUGGGGUGCUGCGGCUCCUGCCACUAGCAAUGGGCAUGCGGAUUCACGUGACCGCUACGGGUAUAAUGGUGGCCAAAGAUCCCCAGACCGGUAUCCGAACCGCUCUCGAUCCCGCUCGCCAGGUCGCCGGUGGGAAUCUCGUGACAAGACCCGCAACGGACGCGACGACUUUGGGCACCGUCAAGACGACGCAGUUCGCAGCUCCGAGUACCGCCAACGAAGCCCAGCUGGUCGUCGCGCCAGCCCUUCGGGACCGCCUCAGCACAGUCAGUACGAAAAAUGGGUAGAGUACGAUCGGACUCUUCCUGAGGGCAAGAUUCGCGUCUACAGCCGAACAUUGUUUGUUGGAGGUGUCACAUGCUCUGAGCCAGAGUUGCGCAAUAUCUUCACCCAGUAUGGUCAGGUCCAGACCUGCAUUGUCAAUAAGGAUAAAAGACACGCCUUUGUUAAAAUGUUGACUCGGAAGGAUGCCGAAGCUGCCAAAGAGGCGCUCGAGUUUCCGCAAGGGCCCGAGGGCUUGCAAUUAAGGACUCGCUGGGGUGUUGGAUUCGGUCCUCGGCAAUGCAGUGAUUAUUCUACAGGCAUCAGCAUCAUCCCAAUCAGCGAGCUUACGGAAGCAGAUCGCAAGUGGAUGCUGACAGCAGAAUACGGCGGCAGCGGUGGAAAACCCAUCGAGACUGGUCUUGUAGUCGAAGAACCCGACAUCGAGAUUGGUGCUGGCGUAUCGUCUAAGGCUAUUAGUCGCCGCAUGCAGACCGAUAAGGGUGGAAGCCAUGGACCCAAGUCAUCUCACGUCGAUGAUCGAUGGCGGCGGAAGAACGGUGGUGGUCAUGGCGGGCGAGAUCGUCGUGAUGAUAUGAAACUCUCCGGCGCCAACUCACAGCCCAUUGCGAACAACCAGUUCGUACAGGGUAACGGCUUCAACGGCAUGCCGAGUGCGUCCUCAAACUACGGCGGAUGGCAGCAAAACAGCCAGUAG
Messenger RNA from Verticillium dahliae VdLs.17, 2868 nucleotides. RefSeq names its product Rpb7-binding protein seb1. Lineage: Eukaryota; Fungi; Ascomycota; Sordariomycetes; Glomerellales; Plectosphaerellaceae. Gene Ontology annotation, molecular function: RNA binding. Gene Ontology annotation, cellular component: nucleus. The transcript is spliced from 6 exons. The record is from RefSeq and is a predicted model, not a curated record. Bases 757 to 2868 code for a protein of 703 amino acids.